This is a messenger RNA of Entrophospora candida, 621 nucleotides long. Lineage: Eukaryota; Fungi; Glomeromycota; Glomeromycetes; Entrophosporales; Entrophosporaceae. The record is from the annotation of a GenBank genome assembly.
AUGAAUUCUCCAAUUUCAAUAACAUCUUCACCAGCAUCAAUUAUUUCUAUCCCAUCCUCACUAGAUGAAAUUACUUCAACAACAAUCCAACGAGUUUUCUCAUCACCAGAAGUAAAAGAAGUUCUAACGACACCAGAAUUAUUAUUACAUAUAUUUUCAUUUGUGCCUGUUCCAGCUUUAAUAAAUAAUUGUCGUCUCGUAUCUAGAUUUUGGUGCCGUAUUGUUAACAUACCACCGAAAAUUAUUGCUCACAUCAAUUCACUUAAAAAAACUAAAAUUUAUAUUCUUGCAAAAACUACAGUAUAUGAUCAUAGUACUAGUGUUAGCGUUGUGGGAGCAUAUACUAAUGAAACUAGAGCAACAAAUCAAUUAAUUCGUAAUUAUAUUGAUGAAGUUAUUAGUUAUGCACCUCAGUAUAGUCCUGAUGGCUACUCAUCCGAUGGUUUUGAUGGCUCUGUUGGCUUUGUUGGUGGUGAUGAAGUUAGAUCAACUGGGAAAAGAGAUGGACUAGGUAGGGAAGGAUUAGUUUGGGAAUUGAAAAGCAUUACAUUGGAUACAAAAGUUGAAGUUGUAGAAGAAAAGGAUUAUGAUGAUGAGGAUUAUGAAUAUUUAUGGGAGUAA